AAAUAUGUGAGUUUUAUUUUUAUUUUUAUUAUUUUUAUAAUUAAUUUUUUCCACAUAUGAGAAUGAAUCAAACUGCAAGAACCAAAGAAGCACAAAAAGAAUGCAUAUCCAACGUCAACUGUAUAAGUCAUAGUCAUUGCAGGAAGCAGAAGAAUGCAUAAAAGAAUGUUAUGCAAUUUCCUAUAGAAAAUAACAAAAGCAACCAAGUAUAAAGUUGUGUUAUUGAUUUUUAUUAUUUUAUUAUUUUAUUUUGCUUCUAUAAUUCUUGAUCAAUUUACAUGUUGGGGAACGCUCUCAGGACUCAAAAGGCCAUUGUUGAGUUUUUUUGGAUCGGUGGGCAGCAAGUCAAUGUCUUGUCAAACAAUUCCCCUGAUUUUGACACUGAAGCUAUUCAUGGUUUUCCUGAGAAGGAAUUGGUUUAUUGGGAGUCUAACUUUUUAUGGUCUUUAAAGCAGUAUGAAACUCAAGAGAAGCCUCUUGUUGUUUGGGAUAUUGUAACAGCAUUUUUGGCGUUUAACCAUUCUAAAUCAGACUACGUAGAACAGGUACUGAUUAAGUGGCUCUCUAUUUCCUAUGUGGGAUCUCAUGUGGGACUUCCUGCUGAAGAGGUUUUGUUGUGUGUCUCCCGAAGUUUUUCAAAAUUCACUUCUCGCCAACUACACCUCCUCAAUAUAAUCUGUAGACGCAUAAUGCUAUCGGAGAUGAAGGCUGAUGAAAUAAACAGUAAACUGCUAAACUUGGAAGGAGUACACUGUGCUGAAGAAGAGCAGCGGUCUUUGUGGAUUAAUCUGCUUUUGGCCAGUGAAAGAGAACUCCGUGAGAGGCUUGUGGGAUUUACAUUUUCUGCAUUUAUAAGUCUGAUGCCUGCUUCAGCUGCAAAUUCUCCAUCUGGAAAUUGGUUUCCUGUUGGACUAGCGCAAAUGGAGCAGUGGGUUGAGCUUAAUCGUGAUCAUAUGCAGGAUCAGCUAAAGGUCCUUGCUUCCGAAGUUGGAAAGCAAGAGGGGAGGCUCCAGUCCAGUAAAUACUUGGCAGCGGAGAAGUGCAGCUAUUGUUCUGCAUCAGUUCCAUUUGAAUCUCCCGAAGUUGCCUUCUGUCAAGGCAGGGGACACAAACUGGUUAGGUGUGCCAUUUCUAUGGUGGUUUGCCCUACUACUCCUACAUGGUUUUGCAUAUGUUGUCAUAGACGAGCUUUCAAACUGGCACCAGAGACUCUCUUUGCAAUCCCUGGUUAUCCUUUUAAUUUCAAAUCUUUGACCACAUCAUCAUCUAUGCUAGAAGUAUCCUUAAAACCAUUGUGCCCCUUCUGUGGGAUACUGCUGCAGAGACUACAACCAGACUUUCUACUUUCUGCAUCACCCACUUAAGUAAAUGAUUUCCGUCCAAGGUAGAUUUUCGGUCAGGCACUUGGAAGAAGAUAGAUUGUACUAGCAGGUUCCUUCAACCAAAAGGAAAAAUGUAUAUAGUUUAGUAUGCUAGGUGUAAUUGUAUACAAUGUAUAUUUAUUUAUUUAUUUUGUUUGUAAUAAAAUUAUGUAUCUGCUGUUCUUCAUUAAAAGAAAAAAAAUGUAUCUUGUGAUGGCAACCACUAACCAUACUGGAAUGUAAUGUUGUUUUUGAGAA
Messenger RNA from Prunus avium (sweet cherry), 1619 nucleotides. The record is from RefSeq and is a predicted model, not a curated record. NCBI's taxonomy places the organism in Eukaryota, Viridiplantae, Streptophyta, Magnoliopsida, Rosales, Rosaceae.